Lactuca saligna is the source of this 750-nucleotide messenger RNA. The record is from the annotation of a GenBank genome assembly. Lineage: Eukaryota; Viridiplantae; Streptophyta; Magnoliopsida; Asterales; Asteraceae.
AUGGCGCCCAGGAAGAACAAGAACAAGAUCCACGAUGAAGGUGAACCCUCUGCCGCUGCAAACAAAAGGAGGAGGAUUGAACUUCUGAAUAGUACGACUGGUGUGCCGUUUACAAACCCUAUCACUCAAUUCCCAUCAAUUCAUCUUCUCCAUCAACACUCCCGCAAUUCUCCACGAACCACCGCCGCAAUCGACACCGAUCUGCAACUGUCUCCUCCAGAACCAAUUCCUCCGGACGAAAGUGCGACUGCUGAUGAUCAUCUUCUGUCUUCUUUAGUAGGACAACAAAACUUCCUUAUCGGUUACCAUAUCAACCAGAGGAUGCUAAGCGUGGAGGAAUUCUGGCGGAGAAACUUUGCGGAAGAAGUGAAAAAGAGGAAGGAGAUUGAAGAAAAGAUAAAAGUGAAAGACGAACAGGCUGUUCGAUUUAGACAAAUGUACCAUUUCUAUGAGGAAAGGGCGUUUCUCUUGGAGGAUAUGCUUCAGCGGAAGGUCGCCGGUGAGGGGUGCAGCACUGCCGCCACCGCCGCCGUUGCAGAGGAGCAAGUUGAAUCUUGUUUUGUUGAUCUGAACAGCGUCCCAAGAAAGGAUAUGGCAUGCAGGAACUGCCGGAGUCGGCCUGCAACCAUGUUGUGGCUUCCAUGCCGGCAUUUGUGCGUAUGUCUGGUGUGUGAGAGAAGGGUUAAGAUAUGUCCGAUAUGCGGUGUUCAGAAAACAGAAAGUUUAAUGAUUAAUUUGCCUCCACCCUGA